Molecule: messenger RNA, 150 nt
Organism: Saprolegnia diclina VS20
Lineage: Eukaryota; Oomycota; Saprolegniomycetes; Saprolegniales; Saprolegniaceae
Exons: 1
Source: RefSeq, a predicted model, not a curated record
UACUGCGCCGACGAAGGCCGCUUUAACGUGCCGACCGACUGGAUCUUUCCGCUGCAACGGUGCCCCAUCGACGGCAUUGACGUAUUUUGUCCCGCACGCUCGGACAAGUACCUUACGCUAAUGUACGGCGACAGGUACAUGGUCGAGUAG